This is a messenger RNA of Pseudovirgaria hyperparasitica, 2710 nucleotides long. Its product is annotated as heme peroxidase. The record is from RefSeq and is a predicted model, not a curated record. Bases 452 to 2710 code for a protein of 752 amino acids. The transcript is spliced from 5 exons. Gene Ontology annotation, molecular function: peroxidase activity; heme binding. Lineage: Eukaryota; Fungi; Ascomycota; Dothideomycetes; Acrospermales; Acrospermaceae. Gene Ontology annotation, biological process: response to oxidative stress.
GCCGCGUCAAGACUACUGCAACUCACCAUCUUGUCUGCAACACUAAGAAGUAUCGAAUUCGCCAAGUCGGAACUUGGACCGGCUUGCUUAAGCUCGGCAUGGAUGCUCUGAACAUGAACACGCCAUUUUCUUACCCACUCCAUUUUUGUAAUUUGCGUCUUACUCAACCAGAAACCAUGUGGUGUUGGCCAUGUACGCCAACUCAUCUUCCUGUAAUAUGCCGUCUUAUUCGCCUGGUCAGAUAUCGUUCAUGAGCCUGCCGAUGAACUCUGUAUCAAGUCUUCUCCUAGAAUCCUAGUUUAUAUAGCCACGUGGGUCCCACGAUGCCUUAUUGCUAAAGCAGUCGUUGAUCUCUUCAAAGGUCGAGCAAAUUGACCCGGUGAUUCUUCAAACUGGGACCAACAUCAUUUCGAAAUUCCUAGCUGUCAAUAAUUCCCACCGGCCCUGGGCCAUGGUUCAGUGGCAAUUUGUUUCGAUAUGCGUUUCCCUGGCACUUUACGCGAAUGCCGCCCCAACAUGGCCGUCCACUAUGGACGAGCUUGAGGAUAUCAUGUUUCUCAACACUGGCUAUCGAGCUAAAGGGUUCUCAACUGAAGUCACACCCUGUUCGUUCUCGUCCAAAGGUCCUGGCCGUAUUACUGCCGCCGAAUGGAUCCGGACUGCAUUUCACGACAUGAUUGCUGGUGUCGUUUCUUCCACUGCUGGGGGUAUGGACGCUUCAAUCAUGUACGAAACGAAGGCCUUGGAGAACAUUGGGACCGCUUUCAACUCGUCUCUCCUCAACUUCGCGCCAUUCUUCUCUAGCAGAUCUUCCAUGGCUGAUCUGAUUGCCAUGGGCAUGUACACCGCUGUUCGUUCCUGUGGUGGCCCGGUCAUACCAAUACGAACCGGCAGAAUUGAUGCUACGAGAUCUGGUGCCACAGCUUUUGUACCACAACCUCAGAACUCUGUUGGCACUUUUCAGAACCAGUUCAAUCGCGUUGGCUUCAACCUUUCCGACAUGAUUGCUGUCACAGCCUGUGGUCAUACGACUGGUGGAGUACAUGCAGCCUUCUUUCCGGAGAUUGUGCCAGCCGGAACAGCUCCUGACGAUUUUGCUCAGUUCGACAAGACUGCCACCUUCGACACGAAAAUUGCCACUGAUUUCCUCGCAAAUAACAGCACUGAUCCUCUCGUCGUGGGGCCUUCGACCAAGAACACCAGGGAUUCAGAUGGGCGAAUAUUUAAAGCCGACAACAAUGUAACCAUCACCUCGCUGACCAAUCCUGACACAUUUCGAUCAACCUGCGCCAGGGUCUUGCAGAAGUUGAUUGAUGUUGUUCCAACAAGUGUUAGGCUCACAGAUCCACUCAUACCCUAUGAGGCCAAGCCUAUAGCAUUACAGCUACGCUUGCUAGAUGGUGGCUCGAGUAUGGCUUUCACAGGAGAGAUUCGCAUUCGGACAACAACUCGGUCUGCGGCUCAAAUAGCGAGCGUACAAUUGGUUUACAGGGAUCGUACUGGCGGGAACGUAUGCGGAGCUUGUACUAUCGAUGCUUCGACCGAAGCUGGGAGAGCUAAUGGCUUCGAUGACUCCUUUUCCUUUUUCAGUUUUGCAAGCCAAAUCCAGGCAAAUUCAUCGAUUUCAAGCUUCAAUAUCGCUGUUACAAGAACGGAUGGACAGCAGGAGAUUUUCGACAACAAUGGCGCCGGAUAUCCCGUGCAAGACUCUAUCAUAUUGCAAAGUCCUCAAAGUUGCAUCAAAGACAGCGCAAGCCCUGACAAGAAGAACAUGACUAUUGUAGCAGCCGUCCGUGACGAAACAGCUACUCUGCCUGUGAACACAUCCCUCGUCUUCAAGGUUGCGCGACGGAACGUGCCCAUCGAUAUCCCAGCUCUUUCGGUUGAAUCUUACACCAUGAGCAAACAGUACACUGUUGGUCCAUACAGCCUCUAUGCCUUAGCAUAUGCUUUGAACACCAGCCAGGCUCUCAACACAGUCUUUAAUGUGUCAGCGGGAGCUGGUGCCAGUCGGUUGACCGAUGCAUUCAAGCUGACCAGUGAUCUGCCCAGCGAAUGCUGUUAUCAUCACGCCGCACCGACCCCUACGCCCACAUUCGCAUCCAACUACCAAGGCUGCUACAUUGACUCGGUCAGUGGUCGCGCCCUCAACGGGUCCGCUACGAAUGAUCACUUGACCCUGACCCUCGCUAAUUGCGCUACUUUCUGCUCCGAGUAUAGCUUCUAUGGCCUCGAAUAUACGUAUCAAUGCUUUUGUGGCAACACGCUUAACUCAGUACUCGCUCCCGAGUACGAUUGCAACAUGCCUUGCUCCGGCGAUGAUAAAGAGAUUUGCGGUGGCCCUGACCGCCUCUCAGUAUACCAGAACGAGGCAUAUAUCGCACCAGCCAAUCCACCGAUUGAAGGGUAUGAGUAUAAGGCGUGCUAUGUUGACAUGAGAAGUGCGCGCGUGUUAGGCCCAGUUGUGAUAAGCGACGAUACGGGCUUGACGGUGGGCGAGUGCAAGGACUACUGUAAUGGGUCUAGGUAUUUUGGUACGGAGUAUGGGCGGGAAUGUUGGUGCGGUAAUGAAUUGGGCCCGUCCGCGACUGUUGCACCGGAAUCUGAUUGCUUCACAAGGUGUGCGGGAGAUAGAGCAACUCUUUGCGGCGCGCCGGAUCGGUUGAGUUUGUAUCAGUGGGUGGAUGCAAAGGCAUCACGAGACAGAUAG